This is a messenger RNA of Manihot esculenta (cassava), 988 nucleotides long. Its product is annotated as chlorophyll a-b binding protein of LHCII type 1. The transcript has a single exon. The coding region runs from base 70 to 864 and encodes 264 amino acids. The record is from RefSeq and is a predicted model, not a curated record. Gene Ontology annotation, cellular component: chloroplast thylakoid membrane; chloroplast envelope; plastoglobule. Gene Ontology annotation, biological process: response to light stimulus; photosynthesis, light harvesting in photosystem I. Lineage: Eukaryota; Viridiplantae; Streptophyta; Magnoliopsida; Malpighiales; Euphorbiaceae.
GCAAGCCUGCAAAUACACAGCAACCAUAACAACAGCACCUAAAUCUGCACUUAUCACUUCUGUCUACCAAUGGCUGCGUCUACAAUGGCUCUUUCCUCCUCCUUUGCCGGCAAGGCGGUGAAGCUCACUCCCUCCUCCCCUGAGCUCAUGGGCAAUGGCCGUGUAUCUAUGAGAAAAACUGGAGGCAAGGCUGUUUCCUCUGGAAGCCCAUGGUAUGGUCCUGACCGUGUUAAAUACUUGGGUCCAUUUUCCGGUGAGCCUCCAUCCUACUUGACUGGUGAAUUUCCUGGUGAUUAUGGUUGGGAUACUGCUGGACUCUCUGCUGACCCAGAAACCUUUGCUAAGAACCGUGAGCUUGAAGUGAUUCACUGCAGAUGGGCCAUGCUUGGAGCCCUUGGUUGCGUCUUCCCUGAGCUCUUGGCUCGCAACGGAGUCAAGUUCGGCGAGGCUGUGUGGUUCAAGGCAGGAGCGCAGAUCUUUAGUGAGGGUGGUCUUGACUACUUGGGAAAUCCAAGCUUGAUCCAUGCACAAAGCAUUUUGGCCAUAUGGGCAUGCCAGGUUGUGUUGAUGGGUGCCGUUGAGGGUUACAGAAUUGCUGGUGGACCACUCGGUGAGGUGACAGACCCAAUCUAUCCUGGUGGGAGUUUUGACCCAUUGGGAUUGGCUGAUGACCCAGAGGCAUUUGCUGAGCUGAAGGUAAAGGAAAUCAAGAAUGGCAGAUUGGCUAUGUUCUCCAUGUUUGGAUUCUUUGUUCAGGCCAUUGUGACAGGAAAGGGACCAUUGGAGAACUUGGCUGACCACCUUGCUGAUCCUGUCAACAACAAUGCCUGGGCUUAUGCCACAAACUUUGUCCCUGGAAAAUGAGCUUGAGAAUGGAGUUUUUUAAUGUAUGAAUUUGGAUUGCUGGUUGUGAUAUGUAAUUUGUUGUGAGUUAAUCCAAAAGAUGGUGUGAAUUUCGCGUGAUAAAAAAAAGAAGCCAUUUUCUUAA